CACAAAUUUGAACUCAUGGCGGCCUGGGCAAUGGCCGGCAUGAAGGCUCAGCCCUUGACGCCACGGCACGUAGCACCCUGCAGUGCCGCUGGCCGCGUGCGCUGGCGAUGGCAGAGCUUCUUGGUGGUGCUCAGCUGGAAAAGCACCUUACAGAGGUCCACCGACCGGCGGGGCGGGUCCUCGCGCCGUUCGUUCCGACCGCGUGCGCGGUUGGAGGCGCUGCCCCCGACAGGGCUGCAGUUGAUUGCAGCUCGACGAGGAGCGCCUGCUGGCAGCGUCCAAGAUUUGCAUCGAAAACAUUUGCUGGCCUUGGUGGCUCGUCAAGACGAGCUUUCAGUGGAGUAUCUUCCCCGGAGCUAUCUUCUACCACCAGACCGGGGACCUACGAUGUCAGAGUGGGAAAGCUUUCAGAGGGACUUCACUUUGUGCGACUGCUUGGCCUGCCUCAAGACCUGCUGUGAGACCGCCAGAAAAUCCCCAGACCUGGAGGGGGCCACGUGGAAGCUUCAAGAAGCCUCUUACCACGCUUUGGAGUCGCUGAAGUCCUUCAACCUCCCAGGACUCGUGCAGUCCGUUGAAGCCAUUGAAACCAUAGAAGAUGCCGAAGCAUUGGUCAAGGCAUUCGAGGAAGCCAUGCCAUCGUUGCAGCCGAAGAUUCUUCGAAGGAACUGGUGGCUACUGAAGCCUGUGGAUGGUGCAGUGGGAAAGGGCAUUGGGUUGCUGGGUGGCUUGGGGUCCAACAUGCCACAGAUUGCACCAGAGAUGUUCAAAGGACGUGCUUCUGAUGGAUACAUCCUACAGAAGUACGUCGAGAUGCCACACCUCUUGGAUCCUUCACUGCUUCAAGAGGCAGAGCAGGCAGAACUGGCGUGGCAACCGACGACGUCCAGCGCGGCUGCGCCACGCGUGGUGCGGGAAGGAACUCCUCCCGCCAUGUUCAAGUACAACUUGCGGCACUGGGUCCUAAUUAAUUGGACCGGAAGUGACCCACCCGUUUGGUUCUACGAGCAUGGCUACAUUGAGCUGUGCACGACACCCUUCACAGAGUCCUUGGAGGUGGGAUCACAUAUUGCUAAUCUAUCUCAGCAGGGAAAGCCGACGCUUUCUGCGCCCUGCAAGAGGAUGUGGUCAACCUCAACUUUGUCCCGGUACCUCGAAGCAGUCACCGGAAAGGAUCUUUGGACCACUCAGAUUUUGCCCGAAAUCAAGCAAGUGGUGGCAAGGAUUGUUGCUGCAGCAUGCCCUUUGAGAACUGGCACGGAAGACGGUGUGGAGGAGAAAAAACAGCGGCAUCCAUGGCGGCGAUUUGGUUUUGACUUCGCUCUGGAUGAACACUUCAAAGUGUGGCUGAUUGAGGUCAACCAUCGGCCUGGCAUGAAAUGUGCAAAGGGCUGGCAGGGCGAUGCGAAACGUCGAUUGCUUGCUCAGUUCUACCCGGACGAGCAACUUCUGUGUGGCCCCAACUACGGCAUGUCGGGUGACACCUGGGACCCCAUCGGCGCCUUCCAGCGGCUUCCACAGCAAUGACGUCGGCGUCUUUCAGCAGCCCGAAGCUUUCACCGUGGCGGCGAAAGCUUGGACCGACCACCUGGUGUGUCUAGAAGGGCAUCUCGACCGUCAAGUCGCAUGACUUGUGAUGACAACGUGUUGGCCGUUGCCGUGGACCGUCAUCAGUUCCCUGCUGUAGCUCAAUCAUGCUCAAAACAUCACAUCUCUUCACUAUGAAACUUGGAGAUUGCCACACUCCACCUAGAGAAUGUACAGUAGCUUUUCCAGGAACUUUGCGAGGUUUGGGAGGUCCGGGGAGACAAAAAGAGCCGGCCAGAUGGUC
Durusdinium trenchii is the source of this 1831-nucleotide messenger RNA. The record is from the annotation of a GenBank genome assembly. NCBI's taxonomy places the organism in Eukaryota, Dinophyceae, Suessiales, Symbiodiniaceae.